AAAAACUCUUUUCAUUUUCUCGUCCUCAGUCUUCUUCUCUCCUGGUCUUUGAACUCUGCAGACCAUUUUUUUUCCUCUGCAGAGAAACAGAAACAAGAGAAAAAUUAUAAUAGAACUCUGGAAAGCAAACCCUAAGGAUUUUCUUUGUUUUUUUUUUUCAUUUCAAUGGAAUACCAGAGAGCUUCGGCUGCUACGGCCUUUUCUAAGAAACUUAGCCAUGGUCACAGCUUCAACGGUAAAAACAUGUACGACGGCGUUUUCAGUGGUCAAAGUAAGGUAGGAUCGAGUGUUGAAGAUUACGCCGAGAUAUUUGGUGGCGGUUCCGGCUCUUCGAUUCCGGUUCUUGAUGUCCCUGAGCUGAAUGAGAGGAAGUUCUCGGUCGAUGUUUCGAGCUCGAAGCUUGAAUAUUCCAACAUUUUUGGCGGUUUUGGAGACUUCGAGUAUGCUGUUUCUCAUGAGGAAUUCAUUGCUAAGCCACCAAGAGCUAAAAAGACUCCAGCUAAGACACGAUCGUAUUCAGAAGGGUCAUUCUCAUAUCCUUUGAAUAUUCCGGUGGGGUCGAAUGAUCAAACCUCCCAUGAAUCCGGUAAUGGUGUGAAGCAGUUCAAAAUGUCAUAUAAUAAAAUCAGCCCUGGAAGCAAAAACGGGGCAAAUGGAACAACACAUGUAGCGCAGCUUCAUGCUGUUCCUGGUUAUACACGUUUAGUUGAUGAAAAAAUCACUUCAUCAAGGGACAAGCCAGAUUCCUCAGUUGUAAAUGAGACAUAUAAGUCCAGCAAUUCCAGUGAGGGGACAGUAGAAGGCAUGCAUAAGAAGCCAGUGUCCAGUAGUAAACAGACUUCGACAGUUGUUAAAGAAUUGCGCAGCAAAUCUGGCAGUAAUGGGUCUGAUUUUAAUGAUGUAUUAUUUGGUUCUUAUGAUGUUGGCCAUAGAACACCUCCGAAAGUCCCUCGCGCUUCAAGCAUGUUGAAUAACAUGGGUGGUAAUAAGCGUGGUUCUAUGAAGCUUGGGGUUUUUAGGAGUUAUUCUUUAGAUGGUGAUGUAGGUGUCUCUUCCCCACCUUACUUGGAUGAUGAAGUGGAUGCAAAUUCAGUUGCUGCUACUUCUGCAGCUGCAGUCAAGAAGGCAAUAGAGGAGGCUCAAGCCAGGUUAAAAAUUGCAAAAGAAUUGAUGGAAAGAAGAAAAGGAGGUCAUGUAAAUCGUACAAAACCAAGCUUUAAUGGUGUUUUGAAAGCUGAGGCGAGAAAGAAAAGUAAAGAUACUGUCAAACAAAAUGAUAUCAUGCCAGAUAUGGCGCAGGAGACAUGUGAAAAGAUAGAUGCUUCUGUGCAAACCCCUCCUGAAGUAAGAAAGCAAAAUGUGAUAAAAGUUGGCCAAGUGGCAGCCGAAUCAGAUGACAGUGAGAAAAUUUUCACUGCCAGAGAAGCUGCAGGAGGAACAUGUGCAAAGAAUUUCACAUCACCACAAGCUAAUUGUAGGCAUGAAGAAGCAGAAAAAAGGGAAGCAGCAAAACAGGGAGAAAGAGAAAAGGAAGUGAUGCAGGCUCUGAAUGAAUAUGAAGGAGAAGAGAAAAAAAUCAUUGAAAACUUAGAAAAAUAUGGUGAGAAAUCAGAAGCUGUUGAGGAGGUUCCUAAACAGGAGGUUGAGAGGAAACUAGAUGCAUCAAAAGAGUUAUGUGAUAAGGAUGAAUGUCUGAAUAAAAAGAAGUUAGAUGUAGAGUUUCAUGAUCGGAAAGAAGAUGAAACUAAACUAGGAUUUUCUGAACCGUGGGAAGAAACUGAAAAUAAAAUGUCCAGUGAACUAGAAGCAUGUGAAAGUAACUUGAAAGAGCCAGAGAAACCAACAGAAGAUGAGAGAAAAGUUGAAAUGCAAGAGUUGAAGGUUAUUGAUAAUAUGGAAACACUAGAAAUUGCUCAGGAUAUUGAUCAUGUGGAGAAACGUAAUCAUGUGCUUAAACAGGAAGAAAAUGGUUGUGGAUUAGAAGAUGUUUUUGAGAAGGAAGAGAAUGAGAUGCUACUACCAGAUGUUUCUAUGCAGAAAGAAUUGGGGAAGCGAUCUGAAGAAGCUUUUGAGAUAUCAGAACUGAAGGCAGAAUGUAAGGAGGCUUGUGGAGCAGAAGAAAACAAGGAAGAAGAAGAAGAUGAUUGCAAUAUAGAAGACAAUGAGCAGAUGUCAGACGAAAUGGAGGAACAGGAAAUAAUUGAUCUUAGACAUAAUAAUUUUGAUGAUGAGGAAGAAAGGGAGGGGAGCCUUGAAGAGGAUGAUGACUUGUUGGAGGAUGAGGAAUUUAUGGAGGCUGAAGAGAAUAGUGAUAUGUUUGAAGAUGCUUAUCAGAUGGAAGCAGUGGAGGAGGGACAAAAAGAAGCUCCUGACAGUGUGGGAACUGAAGAGAUGCAAAAACUGACUGAUCAAAAAGCAGAUGAGAUGACAGAAUUAACGGAAGCUGCUCUAGAGUGCUGUGAGGAAGAUCUUGAAGCAGCCAAUGAUGCAUACAAGGAAAAUGAAAUCAACAACCUAGAUGAAACUCUGGAAUCCUCUAUAAAUGAAGACAGCUGUGAAAUGACUCCUGAUUUACUUGUAAACGAAGAAAAUGGGGGGAUAGCAGAAGGAAACGAAGACAGCUGUGAGGAAACUAGAAUAGAUUCAGAAGCAGUUGAAGUGGCUGGUAACUUGGAAGAAAACCUAGCAUUUGAUAAUACUGGCUUGGCUGAAAGCAACUUUAACCUCAAUGAGAUUGAGCAGCAAUCAGAAAAUAAAACCGAGGCAAUUGAUUUUGACAGAAAUGGUAUAGAUAUUGAUACAGCAGAGAUAAGUUUUGAGCAAAAGCAAUAUGAGCAGCAUUCCAAAGAGUCUGAAAUAAUCUGCACCCUGGAGAAGCAUGUUGAAGAACUGGCUUGUGAAUCAGAAGAAGACGUCAGGGAUGCUGAAGUUGUGUUGAAACAGGAAGAGAACAAGAACAACUUUGAAUUCCCUGAUGAGGGAAGGUUGGUUGAUUCUCUGCUACAUGGUAAGUUUGGUGAGAAACAUGAAACCACAGAAAUAGCUCAUGAUGUUGAAACAAGUCAAAGUACAGAAAACAAUGAGGAGAAUCAUCAUGAAACCCUGACAAAGGAAGAGAGGGAAACCAAAAAUAAUUCCCAAGAAGACGUUGAGCUAGAGAAGGAACAACAAAGAAGAGUAGAUGAAGCAAAAGAGAGGAAAAGGGAAAGAGAAAAGGAGAGAAUAGCUGUUGAAAGAGCAAUUCGUGAAGCUCGUGAAAGGGCAUUUGCAGAAGCCCGUGAAAGGGCUGCUGCUGGAAGAACAAAUGUAGAAGGACGGCGUAAGGUAAAGGCUGACGCCCAAGGUGAGUCAGCCAAGCCUUCUGCAGAGGUCAAUGAUAAGGCUUUUAUGGAAGCUAAACUUAAAGCUGAGCGUGCUGCAGUAGAGAGAGCAACUGCAGAGGCCCGGCAGCGUGCCCUAGAGAAAGCAUUGUCUGAGAAGGCCGCCUUUGGAGCCAGAAACCAGGCUGAAAAGUUUUCUGAUGCAAAACAAAGCUUCCAAUCUUAUGAUUCACAUUACAAAGGCUCAUGUCCUCCUGCAACUGGCAGAUAUCCUAAUUCUUCAAAUCAGAGUGCUUCGAACUCUUCUGAGGGAUUGGGUGGAGCUACUGGCGAGUCAGCUCAAAGAUGUAAAGCUAGGUUGGAAAGGCAUCAAAGGACAGCAGAACGAGCGGCGAAAGCUCUUGCAGAGAAGAACAAGCGUGAUCUUCUUGCUCAGAAAGAACAAGCUGAAAGAAAUAGAUUAGCAGAAACCCUGGAUGCUGAAGUCAAAAGGUGGUCAAGUGGGAAGCAAGGAAAUUUACGCGCACUGCUAUCCACUUUGCAAUAUAUCCUUGGCCCAGAUUGCGGUUGGCAGCCGAUACCACUUACAGAUAUCAUAGCUACUGCAGCUGUGAAGAAAGCAUACAGAAAAGCCACGCUUUGUGUUCAUCCUGACAAGUUGCAGCAACGAGGGGCAAGCAUACAGCAAAAGUACACGUGUGAGAAAGUUUUUGAUCUUCUAAAGGAGGGUUGGAACAAAUUUAGUGCAGAAGAACGUUAGAGAGAGAUCCACUUUGGUGGAAGCUUACAGUGACUGCAUACUCCCUGGUACACGAAGCAAGCAAAGUCUUAGUGGAGGCAUUCUUUUUUACUCAUUCGUCUGGCUUAAUAUGCAAGCUGUAAUUCCAUAUUGUUAUUGAAUUAAACGAAUAUAUGCACCAAGAGAGAAAGACUAUUGACACUCUA
Theobroma cacao (cacao) is the source of this 4265-nucleotide messenger RNA. RefSeq names its product auxin-like 1 protein (gene AUL1). The record is from RefSeq and is a predicted model, not a curated record. Gene Ontology annotation, cellular component: cytoplasm; vesicle; intracellular membrane-bounded organelle. Gene Ontology annotation, molecular function: clathrin binding. Gene Ontology annotation, biological process: clathrin-dependent endocytosis; clathrin coat disassembly. Lineage: Eukaryota; Viridiplantae; Streptophyta; Magnoliopsida; Malvales; Malvaceae.